AUGGCAUCUCAGGUUCUGGUAUUCGGCACUGGCAGUGUUGGAAGUGUCUAUGCUUAUUUGCUUUGCAAAGCUCUUGGCGAUUCAAAUAUCACCACUGUUUGCCGCUCAAACUACGAUGCGGCAUCCGAGAACGGCCUCACAAUCAACAGCACUCUCUUCGGCGAAGGAGUGAAUUGCAGACCGCGUGUGAUCAGGUCAGUGGCUGAGUCUGUGGACAAAGCGCUAGGCCCUUACGACUACAUCAUAGUCACUGCGAAAGCCUUGCCAACGACACCUCCCAUACCGUCACAGCUAAAACCCGCCAUAUCGUCAACGACCUCUAUCGUCCUGAUUCAAAACGGAGUCGGCAUUGAGGAGAUCUACCGCAGCGCGUUCCCUGACAAUCCCAUUCUUUCCUGCGUUACAUAUUUGCCCGUAACGCAAACCUCUCCAGCAGUCUUUCAACACCGAGAGGUCGAAAAGCUACACGUCGGAACCUUUCCCGCAAAUGCUCCUCCUCAUCACAAGGCUGCCGCCGAAGCAUUUGUAUCGCUCAUCACCAACGGAGGCGCUACUGCCACCCAUCAUGGUGACAUCGGGCACGAGCGGUGGUCGAAGCUAUUGGUGAACGCUUCUUGGAACCCUGUAUGCGCCAUUUCCCGCUCACGAGACGCUCAGUUCAUGGCAGCCUCAUCUCAUGCGGCUGAGUAUGUCAGAGCCGUCAUGAUGGAGAUCGUCAGCAUCGCUCAGUCAGCUGGAUAUUCCAAGAUAACAAGCGAAACCGUAGAUUGGCAGAUGGGACGUGCAAAGGCUAGGCCGCUGCCAGGAAUAGAGCCUAGCAUGUUGGCAGAUGCAUUGGCUGGACGGCAAAUGGAGGCAGACGCUAUCGUGGGCAACGCGAUCAGGAUAGCGGAUGCUAAUGGUAUCCAGGCCCCUUUGCUAAAGGCUAACUACGUCUUGCUGCAAGCUUUGAACGAGAGCUUCAGACGCACCCAAGAUGCGCAACGACAAGGGUCAUGA
Cyphellophora europaea CBS 101466 is the source of this 999-nucleotide messenger RNA. RefSeq lists its product as uncharacterized. Lineage: Eukaryota; Fungi; Ascomycota; Eurotiomycetes; Chaetothyriales; Cyphellophoraceae. Gene Ontology annotation, molecular function: 2-dehydropantoate 2-reductase activity. The record is from RefSeq and is a predicted model, not a curated record. Gene Ontology annotation, biological process: pantothenate biosynthetic process. Gene Ontology annotation, cellular component: cytoplasm. The coding region runs from base 1 to 999 and encodes 332 amino acids. The transcript is spliced from 2 exons.